This is a messenger RNA of Chinchilla lanigera (long-tailed chinchilla), 5805 nucleotides long. It is a transcript of the gene Rgs5, whose product is annotated as regulator of G-protein signaling 5. The record is from RefSeq and is a predicted model, not a curated record. Bases 224 to 769 code for a protein of 181 amino acids. The transcript is spliced from 5 exons. Lineage: Eukaryota; Metazoa; Chordata; Mammalia; Rodentia; Chinchillidae.
GGGAAAGGAUUCCAGCCUCCACCUCACACAUGCUUGCUGCUGCUCUCCAGCCUGCAACUUGCUCUAAAGCUCCAGAUUGGUCCAGCAAGCCACAGAGGGCUGGAAGAGAGCCUCUAUAUAUUGCUCAGCGGGAAAGAGCUCCAGACAGUGCUGAACUUUUCAAAGACUCGUUUUGCUCUUAAGAAGUUUUGUUUAAAGCUAAGAAGCUAACCCAUUUACCAAGAUGUGCAAAGGACUGGCAGCCUUGCCCCACUCAUGCCUGGAAAGGGCCAAGGAGAUUAAGAUCAAGUUGGGAAUUCUUCUCCAGAAGCCAGACUCAGCUGUUGACCUUGUCAUUCCAUAUAAUGAGAAGUCGGAGAAACCAGCCAAGACCCAGAAGCCCUCGCUGGACGAGGCCCUGCAGUGGCGGGAUUCCUUGGACAAGCUCCUGCAGAACAACUAUGGGCUUGCCAGUUUCAAAAGUUUCCUGAAGUCUGAAUUCAGUGAAGAAAAUCUUGAGUUCUGGAUUGCCUGUGAGGACUACAAGAAGAUCAAGUCCCCUGCCAAGAUGGCUGAGAAAGCAAAGGAAAUUUAUGAAGAAUUCAUCCAAACUGAGGCUCCUAAAGAGGUGAAUAUUGAUUACUUCACUAAAGACAUCACAAUGAAGAACCUGAUGGAACCUUCCUUAAGCAGCUUUGACAUGGCCCAGAAGAGAAUCCAUGCCCUGAUGGAAAAGGAUUCACUGCCUCGCUUUGUGCGCUCAGAAUUUUAUCAGGAGUUAGUCAAGUAAAAAUACGGUGAGGCUAUUAAAAUCAUCCUGGAAGUUACAUCCUCCAUAAUCACGCUGCAUUUUCCAGUAACCUAUAUAUCUCCACAUUGCUUUGUGCAAAAAUACCCAAACUGGGAAAACUUCAAGGAGUGUCCCUUUUCAUUUGCCCAUACUGUUUUGGAUAUGGAUCUUUUAUUCUGUCCGGUGCCUUCCUUCUCAUAUCUUCUUUCUAUCUCAUUCCUAAUUACGCUCUACCCAGCAAUUCUUUCAGCCUCAAUCAGAAUCACAGAAUUCUCCCUAAGAUAAAACUACAUAAGAAAAAGAUAUGGCAUCACCAAAUGUGGGUUUAGACAGACAAUGAUCACCACCUAAAUUAGUCUAAGAAAGAAUAUAGAUGUGAAAGACGGAAUUUAAAUGAUCUAGUUUAUUGUUCUGAUUCCUGUUCAGAGAGAUCAUCUCCUAAUUACUUCUGAAUUUGGUUAUAAAAAGGUGUAAGGUUUCACUUUAUUUUUCAAGAAAAUACAUUCUUUAAAGUACUGAUCUUUCCCUUAGGGCAUCUUCCUGUUAACUAGGUACUAUAGAGAUGUGAUAACUAUAAUGUGUUUAUACAAAAUCAACUUGAAUACAAUUCAUAUUAAUUCAUAAGUACCUCCUUCACUGGCUUCCCUACAAACUUACCAAAUUCAGUUUUAAAUCCAUCACCUAGGGCUGGGGAUUUAGCUCAGCGGCACAGCGCCUGCCUGGCAAGCACAAGGUUGUGAGUUGGGUUCCCGAUACUGGAAAAAAAAAAAACUAACUAAAUAAAUAAAUCCAUCACCUAAAAUCAACAGUGGACUAUAUAUAAAUGUAUCUAUGUCCCUAUGAUAUAAGCCAAAAAUUUUAAUUUUCAAGUAAUUGAAACCCAUGUGAGGGUACAAUUAGCUCAAAAAUUUGUAACUCCAGACAUAUAAAUUAAAACUGUUGCUAUGCAGUAGUGAUGUCUCACCUCAAUAUCAAAAGAACAGUACACUAAAAGUGGAAAAUAUUGUUAAAUUGAAAAUGGCUAAUUACCUUAUGAUGCCAUCUAUUUUUUUGGAGAGAUGAUUUUCUUCAAAAACAAAAUUAUAUUUAAAAAAUUACCGUGAUUGUAUGUAGAGGCUUUCUAUAUGAGACAGAAUUUUAAAAUAUCCUGAAUUUUGCAAAGUAUUGUGAUCUUCUAGCAACCCAUCUUCUCACACUGAUUUGCUUCCUGCAUUAGUAACUUGUAACUGUAGCCAGAAGUUCAGAUUUAUAUUUCUGACAUGCCUCCCACACAACUAAUCUAUAGGUCAUGAUACUUUUAGUAGGUUUGUGUAUGUCAUUAUCACAAGUCUUGCUAGAAUCUUUUUCUUAUCUUUAAUGAAUUUGAUUAAGUAAUGACUCACAUAAGUUAAUAGUAAACUGAAUCAGAUUGAACCAUGUAUGAGUGUUGUAAGGGAAUUGAGUGAAUUUACAAGCAAGGAAGUGGUUUUUAAAAGAUUAAUAAAUUCUGAAAUGUUUAAGGAGAGGGUUACACCAUUUAGUCUUGUAUUUCCCAGUUUUGUUACUCUUUUACAUUUGCACACUUUUAGUAUGUGUGUAGCUCACUCAGUUAUUACUUAGCAGUAUUGUAAGUAAAGCAAUUAUGUUAUUCUGUUUUUGGUAAACACUGACUGCAUGGUGGGUUUUCUGUAUUUUUUCAUUUCAAAGGAUAACAUGUCUGAAUAGUCUGACAUUUCACAUUCAGAAAAUAGUUUGGAGCGAUUAGGUCUACAACAACUGCAACUGGUAUGAAUUCCAUUCAUUCUCACCGAUGUUGCUCACUUUAGAGAAACUCCUAAUGAGUCAGUCCACAACUAGGUGGGGUCAAUAUUGUGAGCAUGAAGAAAUUCUUGUCCUACACAUUUAUAUGAGACUGACAGGGAGCUCAGAUCAAACAUUCCAGGGUGUCCUUUGGCACUUUCUUUCUUAACAUCUGUCUGCUGUUCUCAAACUCAGUUGAACAAGUGCCAGCUCUUAACUUUCUCAUGCAGCUAGAAAUGUUAGGAACCAAAGAAUCUAGGUGAAUUGUUUCUUUCUUGAAUGCCAAACAUUUUAAGGAAAAAUGUAAUUAAAAAUUGUAAUAUUACUUUCAUAUUAUUUGAAAUAGGCAAGUGUUUUGAAGUACCAACAGAAUAAACUAGAUUUCAGAGGCCUUAUCCUGGGGUUCCUGUUAUGAAAACUUGCAUUGACCUUAUUCACCAACAUACUGCACACUCUGUGAGAAUGGCUGGACUUGUCAGUGGAGGAUGAGAAAGGCCUUAACUUCACAUAAGCUGACCCAGGAGGCAAAGGGCAGGAAAUGUACUGUAAGGGUCAUGUUGUAAAAGCUACAAAAAGAUGGAAAGAAGUAAUGUCCUUCAGCUAAAAGGUGACAUUAUUUCUGUAUAUCUAUAUAUCCAUCUAUAUCUAUAUAACUACAUAUAACUUUACAUUUAAAGUGGUACUUAUUAUACACAUGUAAUUCUUCCAACAUGUAGAAAUAAAUUAAAAGGAAUAUAGCGUUUCACCCCAAAAUGAGAAACCAAGUGCCCUAAAUUUUUUUUUUUUAAGUUUUCUUAAACCUACAAGAAAAACAGCCCAAAGCCCAGUGUAAGUAGUAGUUUUCAAGGUUACACUGAAAAAAUACAUUUUUCUAGCUCUGGAAAAUUAGAAAAAGGGGGAUGAUUUUUCCAGGAAAAAAUGUGUAACAUCUAUUUAUUAUUCCUUUUGCCACCUCCCAUUUCUCUCUACUUUCCCUUCCCUGGGAAUAUAGGAAACUUAAUACAAGAGCCUGUGGUACUCAUAUUUUCUUUCCCUGUGAAAAUGGAACCAAAGUUGUAAGUGGAUUUGGGAGGGAGAAAGGUGGUGGAACUGAAUUGUGGUCAGCGGAAGUAGGAGAAUAUGGUCCUCAUUCAAGAGCGAAACCAAGGGUUAACCCAGGUACUGCUCCAUGACCUAAGAGUUUCUGUCUGGGCUUGACACAGCUUGGUGUUGGGUCAGACUAAGUUUAAAUCAGAUAAGGACCGAUACAUUAUUAACUGUAGAGUAAAUUAGGAGGCUAUGUCUCACAUUUGUCUGCUUGUCCAGGCAAAUAUUCCUCCAUCCUUCACCUUCUCUUCUUCUUCCUCCUCUACAUAUGCGCGCAUGCACACGCGCGCACGCGCACACACACACACACACACACACACACACACAGGAACACUUUUCCAGAGAAACACAUUUUCUAUUUUCUUUCUCCUUUUCAAAGAUAGAAUUGAGGCAUAUCUGUAACUUGGCUUUCAAAUCAGUAGAGUCAAACAUGAAGACAUUUUGUUCCCCCCUACACAAUACUCCCAUGUAUUACAACUCUUUAUAAACUAUGUUCUAAGUAAAUUUCAGUGUUUAGUGCCUAAGGAGAACUUUCUGAAAAAUUUGUUUUUAUUUUCAUUCUCUUCAAAGCCAUUGAUUUUACUUGGCAGAUGUGUUCUCUGUGUACAAUCCAUUUCAAUAGGAUGAAAAUUACAUCUCCCAAAAUAAUCAGUAUCCAGAAGUUUCAACAAAAAUUUGAGCAUUAACAAGUCAGUUAUUAAACUAACAAACAUUCCCUUCUAGGGCUUUGCCAAACUGUCACAUUACAAAUUCAGUGGCUUGAGAAUCGCUGAAAAGGUUACUUAUAUUUCAGGGAAAUGAGUUACUCCUAAAAGUGUUCCCUUUAACAGCCAUUUUCAGUUUCCUGGGAACUGAACAGAUUUGGAAGAGAGUGGGCCAUGAGAGGUAGGGGAAGAAAGCAGAGAAAGAAGUGGUAAAGCAGUACCCAACCUAUGAAUUUCACCCACUGGCUAGAAACAUUUAAGAGCAGCUCAGCUUGGUGGAAAAUCAAUCCACUUCUUGCUCUGUCUUCCAGAUUCUCAGGGAGGCCGUUCUGGAUUCAGAAAGCAGCUAGGGGAGAGAUUUGAUUUUACUAUUGUAAGGACUCUUAACUAGAAAAAAGAAUGAAUAUGGAGGAUCUCCACUCUACUUGGGCUGUCAGUUGCCAGAAAGCAGAUAGGAGAACUCAGCUUCCAACACCCAAACAUCCAAACCCAAGGGCUAGGCAACUCUGUGUAGGUUUGGACAUGAAGUCUUGGUGUCUCUCAGUGUGUCUUGCUCAAAUAGCUAUUAGAGCCCUCUAAUUCUCUGUCUUUUCAUUGUAUUAGAAGCAUGAAUUUAACAUUUGUUCAAUGUAAGUUUCUGUAGUUAACAAUUUAGCAGCUGCCUCUUGUAUAAAACGUACUUUUCACCAGACAGAUUGUGUGGCAAACCAGAGCAGGCAAUAUUUCAAGAAAGGCUUUCCCCAGCACCAGUUAACCAUCCUGGAACUGGAAAGGUCAACUCCCCCACUGAGGGGAAAUCUGUAACUUUGAAUGGAAACUCAUAGCAGAGAGUGACAAGCAAAAUAUACAAAUAAAUCUUUGUAGUAUUAUCCUCAACUCAGAGUUUAAUAAUAAUUGUCCUGUUUUAGUAGAGAAUGUAGAAAACAACCUUAUUCAUACCCAGUUUAAUAACUGUCUUAUAAGUCAUUUAUUCUCUCACUUGAAAUAUUUUUCCUUCCCAUCUCACCCCAUACUUUCCUUUCUCUUUUCCUUCUGUGAGAAGAAAUAUUUAAAACAGAUCUAACCACACUUAAUAUAAUAAUAAAUACAUUAAAGCAUUUAACUUCCUAUCUAGGAAAGCACAGACAAAACCAAUGAGAAAUGUACUAUUGGAGAAAAUCAAUCUGGAUAAUGUUUGAUUUGGAGAAACCAAAGCUUCUUUUUUUUUAAUGUGGCAACUCAAAUAUCAUUUUCAGAACACACUGCCAAGAGAAUUGAGUAGAAAUGGAAGGUUUAUUAAAACAUUUUUUUCAGCAUUUUUCCCAUAAAUUUUUAAUUCUUGAACAAUUGUGUUUAUCUUCUGAUUUUUUUGUAUCCAAACCUCAUGUACUACAUAUGUAACCCACAUUUUUUAAUAAAUUAAGCACCAAAUAUGUAUCUGUAACCAUAAUCACAUAUAUCAUAUUAAAUAUAUAUCUAUGUAAUAGC